Molecule: messenger RNA, 2809 nt
Organism: Microplitis mediator
Lineage: Eukaryota; Metazoa; Arthropoda; Insecta; Hymenoptera; Braconidae
Exons: 3
Coding region: 256-2019 (587 amino acids)
Source: RefSeq, a predicted model, not a curated record
UCGAUGAUAUAUAUACUCCUCCUCGACGGGAAGGAAUCAUUAAUUCAAAAAAAACCGUCAAACAUAGCUAUCACUAAUAAAUAAAAUAAUUAAUUUUUAAUCGUUCAAACAAAGUGAUCAGACGGCUUUUUCAAAAAUAUCGGCUAAUUUAUUUAUUUAGAUAUUAUUACAAAAUUAAAACAAUUAAAUUUUUUUAAAUUCAAUUUCGAGUCAAUUUAAUAAUUUAACGACAAAAAUUUAAUAAAAAUAAUCACAAUGAUGUUGAUGAAGAAUAUUAUUUUGAGUGCAUUAUUUGCGAGUGUUUCGUGCUACGAAUUCAAAAACUUUAAAUUAUCAUCAACAAAUCCUCCAAUCACGCACACAAAUAUGGCUCAACUUUUUGAACUUUGUUUUGCAAAUACAUCAAAUCCGAUAGUCAUAACUGAAAAUUUGGUAGAGACAUUUCACAAAAAUAUGCCCAUCACAAUAAGGGCACCUGUCGUUAUCAUCAACAAAAAUUUCAUCCGCAAAAACAUUCAGCUGUACUAUCCAACUCAUCCGAUGUAUAUUUUAUCAGUGUCGAGUUAUGGAGAAAUGUUUGAACUCUUACAAAAAUUGAUUCAUUUACCGUUCUGGAGUCAAAAAUCCAUAUUCUUUGUGAUCUUCGAAACCACAAGAGCUUGCGAGCGUUCAUGGGAAAUGAUCUACGCACUGUCAAUGGCUGAACUGUUAUCAUGUAUCAUAGUGUGCUCUAGAACCGGUAAUACAACCAGCCUUUAUACUUAUAAUCCAUUCACAAGACGAGCACCCAAUCCUUGGGUCGAAGUCAACUUCGAUUUGGUUGACUGGCGCGGACGACCAUUGACCCUCUACAAUCAAUCUUUUUCAAACGAUCAUAAAAUUUGUGAGACUCUCCUUUUUGACAAAACAAAAUUUCUUGAUGGCUAUCCUGUUAUCAUUGCCGCACAAAGUAAAUUAUCGCCAUUGAUAUUGAAUUACACAUUUACUUCAUUAAACAUGACCCAAAAAGUGAUAAACUUGAAUUCAGACGACUCGAUACAUCUGUCAGUAAUAAAUAGAGUUUGCGAUAUCAGUCAACUAUACAGUCCGAAUAUCGACCCUCGUAUUGUACAUACGGUGCCAGUGAUUACCGAAAAAUCUUAUAUCAUAGUAACGAAGAAAGCAAGUUAUCUAUCAGCAGUUUAUGAAAUUGCGCAUGUAUUUGAUAUUAAUGGAGCCAUAGCGAUAAUUUUUCUUCUUCUUUUAAUUACCCUCUUGAUUGUAUUGCACAAUAAGUAUCAAGUCGGAUUGGCCGUUCUGGAUGUCCUGAAGCUGCUGAUGAGUAUGGGGAUCGAUGCACCUCUCGAUCGACUUGCCAUGAAAAUCACCUUCUUCACGGGAUUCUUGUUUGUUUUUUUAUUUAGUCCAUUGAUUGAGGGACAAUUAUUUGCCGUAUUAUCUCGCCCGCCGACUUAUAACAUGGAGUCCCUCAAAGACUUGUAUGAUCAUAAGUAUCACGUAUAUUGUCCGGAGAUAGUCCAUAAAUACAUUUUAGAAGAGCAAUUAUGGAAAACUGAUGAGGAUAUGAAAUACUUACAUAUUGCAACCCCAUACAACAACGAAAUAAUAAAUUGUUUUAAACAAGUUUUCGAAAAUAAGAAGGUCGCUUGUAUCUUUGAAGAAGUCUUGAUAAUUGAUGCCAUUGUUAUAAAAAAUUUGCAUAUAUCAAAACGUUUUAUGUUGAAAAGAUCAGGUUUUUAUCAAGCGAGAAAGUUUUGGGCUCUGGCAGAUCGAUUUUAUCAUAAAUCAUUAAACAUACAAGAGGCAGGAAUCGAACUUAGGAUGCGGCGACAAAUCGGAAGGACAUCAAGGAAGAAGCUGAAAGCUAAGGAAAGACUUAAAAGAAUUGCUGAUUAUCAAGAAAUUGACGCUGUAGAUUUAACAUAUUUAUAUGUAUUUAUGGCAUUUUUCCAGUUUUUGGCGGUUAUUGUUUUUGGUAUCGAGUAUAUUGUCGGACGUUAUCGCCGCCCAAGACAAUAAAAAAUAAAUGUCCGUUAACUUAAAAAAAUGUGUGUUAUUAAUAAGUCCCUAGUAGAAACGUAAUCAAGUAUCUGGCCAGUAACUGGCUAGUUUAACUAGACUUAAGCUAGGAACUGGCUAGUAUAAUAUCCAGUAACUGUCUAGUAACUGGCCAGUUUUACUAGAUAGCAAAUAAAACAUGGCGACUCUUGUUGAUCUUAAGGUUAUUGAGUAUUAAAUAUUGAUUUUAUUACAAUUAAAAAUUAUAAUAAUAACAACAAUAAUAAUAAUAAUAAUAAUAAUAAUAAUAAUAAUAAUAAUAAUAAUACACGGAAAAGUUAUAAAAUUUAUUUAUUAAUUUAUUAUAUUAUAUUUUUAAAUAUAAAACGAGAAACAUUAAUAACAUAAAACGUCGAUUUUUUUAACUUCAUCCAUUUUUUAAAAUAUAUUACCGAUUAUUUUUAUUUUGAAAGACACAAUUUUUAUUUUUUGUUAAUUAUUUGUAUUGUUUCUUGAUGUUUACUAAAUAUUAUUCAACUUACAGGUUAAAGUGAAAAAAUAAACAUACACAUACACUAGUAUAAGUAGAACAUCAGUGUGACCAAUGUUUACGAUUCAGUUAUAGGUGGCGCAACUUCCAGUUUUUACCUAGUUUCACUAGCCAGUUACUGGAUAAGAUUGCUGGCCAGUUACUAGAUAUGAACGCUAGCCAGAUACUAGACUUAAUCGAGUAAAAAAUUGAACAUUUCUACUAGGGGUGCAGUGUCGUGUAAUCGGCUUAAUAAAUUCGAUCACUCCCUAGCGGAUCCGA